Molecule: messenger RNA, 1149 nt
Organism: Emiliania huxleyi CCMP1516
Lineage: Eukaryota; Haptophyta; Isochrysidales; Noelaerhabdaceae
Product: fatty acid synthase
Exons: 10
Coding region: 1-1149 (382 amino acids)
Biological process (GO): fatty acid biosynthetic process
Molecular function (GO): fatty acid synthase activity; oxidoreductase activity
Source: RefSeq, a predicted model, not a curated record
AUGGAGCGAGGUCGAGCGGUCGAGCGGUUGCCGGACGCGCAGCUGGUUGUGCACUGCGCCGGCGUCAUCGACGACCAGCUCAUGCAGCACGUGUCCGAGCCGGGGCUUGCCGCGCUGCUCCGCCCUAAGCUCGCGGGCGCCACCUACGCCGCGGCCAACGCAGCGCUCGACGAAAUACUGCGCGGCGACGCGAUCCGCUGGGGGGGCUGGGCGGGUGCAGGCAUGGCCGCAGACCACGCCAUUGACCCGGUGGCGGGCGAGGCCUUUUGCUCGGUCGAGGCAGGGCUGCGCCAGCUGGGCUUGAUCCUCGACGCUCCUCCGCCCUCCCCUCAGCUCGUUCUCGACGCGGAACCGUACGCGGCGUGCGCCUCUGCAGCCGACAUCGACGGCCACUCCGUCUCCCUCAUCGACGAGGGCGGCGGCGCGGUGGCGGAGGCUGGCCGCUCGCUCGGCCUCGGCGGCGAGUGCGUCGGCGUCGUGACCAGAGUCGGAGCCGCCGUGAGGAGCAACUGCCCGCCGGAGGCCGGACACGUGGCCGCGGGCGACCGCGUGGUGGGCGUGCCGCCGGCGGGGAUGGGCUCGUUCCUCGUCACGAGCGGGCGGUGGGUCUGGCGGGCACCCGACGGGACGAGCGACGUCGAGGCCGUCAGCGGCACCGCGCGCGUGCGGCGCGGCGACGCGGUGCUCGUCCACUCCGCUGCCGGCGGCGUCGGCCUCGCCGCCCUCUACCGCUGCCGCCUCGCCGCGGUCUUCCUCUGCCUCGCCGCCGGCUGCGACGUCUACGCGACCGCCUCGACGGAGGCGAAGCGGCGCCUGCUUCUCUCUGGCGCCAUGUUCACCGUUGAGGGCGCCGUGUUCACCGCUGCAGGCGCUCGCGACGUCUUCUCGUCGCGCGAGCCCACGGCCUUCGGCGCCGGCGUGAGGGCGGCGACGGGCGGGCGCGGCGUCGACGCGGUCCUCAACUCGCUGGCGGGGGAGGAGGCCGUGCAGACCUCCCUCGGCCUGCUGCGCCCCUUUGGCCAGUUCUGCGAGCUUGGAAAGCGCGAUGCGUACGCGGACGCACCGCUACGGCAGCGCGCCUUCCUGAACGGCGCCUCGCGCCACGCCUCCCGCCCGGACGCGUCGAGGAACACGUACUUCAAUAGAUAA